AUGAGCAAGCCAAAGACAGCAGUUCCAAGUCUCUCUCCAAGUAAGGAGAUUAUGGAAUUGAAAUCACUAAAGCGCCAGCGAACUGUUGCGAAAAAUAGUAUAGUGCGCAUAAAAACGGGUCUCCUCGAUAAAACAAUGUCGUUAGAUCCAAUUGAAUUGGAGUGUCGACUGGACAUUUUGAACUCUCAUAGCUAUAAGCUUAUGAAGUGCCAGUCGAAAAUUGAAGAAAUCGACGAGGAAGACAUAGCCCGUGGGGAGUUAGAGGACCUAAUAGUGGAAACUAAGUCCGUUAUAAAAUCUAUUCUGGCGAGAAAUAAAUCGUCAAUAGCCGAAACAUCCUUUGUUGCACCUCACAGCUCGCGACUACCGAAAAUGUCGCUACCGAAAUUUAAAGGGGAAUAUUCAGAAUUUAAAAAUUUUAUGAGUCUGUUCGAGAGUUUGGUGCACAACGAUCCUACAAUCACAGACAUUGAGAAAUUUAAUCACUUGGUUAACUGUCUGUCUGGUGAAGCUUUGGGAACGGUAAAGGCCUUCCAAAUGUCGGACGAAAAUUAUUCGAAGGCGUUGGCUAGUCUCAAAAAGCCAUCUGCGCUUUCAUUGCGCACAAUGAUUGAUACAGUGUCGGCUGUUUACGACUCGUUGCUGUCGUUAGGUGAUGAGAAAAACAUCACAAACGCUAUCAUAAUUCAUCUGGUAAUGUCAAAAGUCGACACCGUUACUCGGUCAAAGUGGGAGGAACAGUUGGAUUAUGAUAAGCUGCCAUUAUGGCGUGAGUGUGAGGCAGCAUUAAAUAAACGCUACCAACAUUUAUCUGCCGAUGAAGCCUCAACGUCGAGGCUCAAGCCGUCAAGCAGUCACAGCAUUCAGAAACCCCACCUUCAUGCGGGAAGGACGAAAGCUGCCUUAGUGACUUCAAAUAUAAAACAGCCGGUGUGUCCGCACUGUAAAUCAAAUGAUCAUAAUAUACCCGCGUGUCCUACUUUUAAAACUCUCUCUGCUCAACAGCGAUUUGAGUUUGCUAAAUCAGUCCCCUUAUGCAUAAAUUGUUUGCGAAAGGGGCACUCAGUUUCAAAGUGCAAAGCGGAUCGGUGUCGUGUUUGCAACCGUUCGCAUCACACGUUGCUGCACCAGUACCCUGUAUCCUUUGCAACUGCACCACAACUUUCGACCUCGCAUGCCAUGCACACGACGAGUACACCAGAUCGGGUUAUGUUGGCUACAGCCGUAGUCAACGUAAAAGGUAGCUCCGGAGAGUACCUUCCUGCACGAGCCUUGCUGAAUUCUGGAUCUCAGGUGAAUUUCAUGACAGAGGAUUUGGCGCAGAAAUUACGAAUUCGUCGCGAAAGUACGACCUUAAAUAUUAUCGGCAUCGGAAAUACAACCAAAAAAGUAAGGACGAAAUUAAAUACGUUUGUAAAAUCGCGGGUCAAUAAUUAUGAGUUUUCGGCACAGUUUUGGAUAAUGCGAUCCAUUUCAGCCAGCCAUCCAGAUCGUAACGUAAAUAUUAAUGGCUGGAAAAUUCCUAAAAACAUUAGCUUAGCGGACCCAGAAUUUUAUAAGGCUCAAAAGGUAGAUCUUUUGUUAGGUGCUGAAACAUUUUUCGAGCUUUUAGCUGUAGGCCAGAUCAAGGCCAGCCCCAAUCACCCAACAUUGCAAAAGACACUUUUAGGCUGGGUUGUGUCUGGCAAAUACGCCUCCAACCAACGUCCUCCUCCCACAGUCAGUAGCACAUUAUGCCAUACUGAACAAGAUCUAGCAAAUAUAGAUUCCAUUGUCCAAAGGUUCAUUGGACGCCGAGGAAUGCCGCGGAAAAUAUACAGCGACAACGCCACCAACUUCGUCGGCGCCGAUCGCAAGCUUCGGGAGCUGAGGGAUGCUUUCGAGGCCCAACAACCGGAAGUACAGAAAUACGCAACGGACGAAGGAUUCACCUUCGCCUUUAUACCACCCAGGGCACCGCACUUCGGCGGGUUAUGGGAGGCGGCAGUGAAGUCCGCCAAACACCUUCUCGUGCGCGCAAUCGGCAACGCGCUGCUCACCGCCGAAGAACUACAGACGCUGCUCGUCGAGGUCGAGGCCGUACUCAACUCGCGACCCCUGGUACCACUGAGUCAGGACCCGAACGAUGGAGAGGCCCUAACACCAGCGCACCUAUUAGUUGGGUGCCCCCUUCGAGCGCUGCCACCAGCCCAAGUAUCGAUGGACCCAAUGCGUUGCUGCGACAGAUGGCAACUUGUCUGUUGUCUCAAGCAACAGUUUUGGCGACUGUGGUCCAGGAACUACCUGUUGGGUCUUCAACAGAGGAACAAGUGGUUGCAUCCGAAGCGCAACCUCGAGCUGAACGACCUCGUCCUGGUUCAGGAAGACAACACACCACCGCAGCAAUGGGUGCUCGGCCGCGUCGCCGCAAUCGUAACAGGGCAAGACGGCAAAGUCCGCGUAGCAGACGUGGCAACCAAAACGGGCGUAAUUAAACGCCCCGUUCACAAGCUCGCCGUACUGCCAUCAAACGUUGAAGGACCAUGA
Molecule: messenger RNA, 2526 nt
Organism: Anastrepha ludens (Mexican fruit fly)
Lineage: Eukaryota; Metazoa; Arthropoda; Insecta; Diptera; Tephritidae
Exons: 3
Coding region: 1-2526 (841 amino acids)
Biological process (GO): DNA integration
Molecular function (GO): nucleic acid binding
Source: RefSeq, a predicted model, not a curated record